AUGGACGGCGGAGGCAGGCUGAGAGCGGCGGAGGCGCGGCGGCAGUUCUUCAACCGGAUCCGCGGUAGAUCUUCAACCGGAGAGGCGUCUUCGCGACUUCAAGAGGGGCAACGUCUUGGCGGCGUUGUCUUCUACGGGCGGCGUCGUCUUCUUCAGCCGAAGGGAGUCGUCGAUCGGAUGGCGGGGGCUUCUUGUUGGCGGCGCUGGCGAAAAGAAGCGGCGGGGAGAGAGAGAGGAAAUACCCAGAAAGUUAUCGAGAAAGAUGUCACAUUUUUCUUCUGUAAAGACUCUCCUCCUCCCUGGUUCGAUGGCAGUAUUUCAGGAGAUUUUGGAUUCGACCCACUUGGAUUAGGAUCUGAUUCGGAACUGCUGAAAUGGUUUGCACAAGCUGAGCUAAUACACAGCAGAUGGGCAAUGCUUGCUGUGUCUGGAAUUCUGAUUCCAAAAUGGCUAGAAAGUCUGGGGUUUAUUGAGAAGUUCUCUUGGUACGAUGCAGGAGCACAAGAAUACUUCGCAGAUUCCACACCUUUAUAUAUAUUCUGA
Messenger RNA from Impatiens glandulifera, 543 nucleotides. Its product is annotated as photosystem I chlorophyll a/b-binding protein 6, chloroplastic-like. Gene Ontology annotation, biological process: response to light stimulus; photosynthesis, light harvesting in photosystem I. The transcript is spliced from 4 exons. Gene Ontology annotation, cellular component: membrane. The coding region runs from base 1 to 543 and encodes 180 amino acids. NCBI's taxonomy places the organism in Eukaryota, Viridiplantae, Streptophyta, Magnoliopsida, Ericales, Balsaminaceae. The record is from RefSeq and is a predicted model, not a curated record.